AUGUCCAAGUCAGUAAGGACCGUUAGUGACGAAAUAUGGAAGAAUAGAGUCCAGAAAGUGAACUCCGAAUUCUUCACUUUGACAUACGGUUCAGUGGUGUCGCAACUAUGCAAAGACUACAAUAAUAAUUAUGUCCAGGUGAAUCAGCAGUUGGACAAAAUGGGGUACAAUAUUGGUGUUAGACUUAUAGAGGACUUCUUAGCGAGAACCGGUGCCGGCCGUUGCGCGUCAUUGAAAGAAACCGCCGACAUGAUUGCCAAAGUCGGCUUCAAGAUCUUUUUAAAUAUAACCCCAACAAUCACAAACUGGUCGGCCGAUGGCAAGCAGUUCUCCUUGUUGUUGACAGAAAACCCAUUAGCAGAGUUUGUGGAAUUGCCGGAUGAUGGGAAGGCCACCAAGGAAUUAUGGUAUUCCAACAUUCUAUGUGGUGUAUUGAGAGGGGCUUUACAAAUGGUUCAAUUGGAUGUGGAUGCCCACUUUAUUGCAGAUCAAUUAAGAGGGAACGAUAAUACUGAAAUUAGGGUUAAAUUGCUUAGAUAUCUAAAGGAUGAAGUACCGGCUGGCGAAGAUUGA
Molecule: messenger RNA, 573 nt
Organism: Saccharomycopsis crataegensis
Lineage: Eukaryota; Fungi; Ascomycota; Saccharomycetes; Ascoideales; Saccharomycopsidaceae
Gene: BET3
Product: TRAPP complex core subunit BET3
Exons: 2
Coding region: 1-573 (190 amino acids)
Biological process (GO): intra-Golgi vesicle-mediated transport; endoplasmic reticulum to Golgi vesicle-mediated transport
Cellular component (GO): cytosol; TRAPP complex; cis-Golgi network membrane
Source: RefSeq, a predicted model, not a curated record